Messenger RNA from Cololabis saira (Pacific saury), 4980 nucleotides. RefSeq names its product zinc finger, BED-type containing 4 (gene zbed4). Gene Ontology annotation, molecular function: protein dimerization activity; DNA binding. The transcript is spliced from 2 exons. Lineage: Eukaryota; Metazoa; Chordata; Actinopteri; Beloniformes; Belonidae. Bases 337 to 4080 code for a protein of 1247 amino acids. The record is from RefSeq and is a predicted model, not a curated record.
GCUGCUGCUGCUGCUCCAGCGUGAACUGAGAAACCAGGAGACAAAAGCAACAAAGUGAAGCCCCCUCCGGAUCAAUCAAAUGGGUCAGGUCUGACCGUCCGGGACCCCGAACCCCGCCAUCCCGACGUCCCCCCCCACGGUUGUGUGCAGAGGAGCGGAGCUGCUUCGGGUUAUAAAUGGAGAGGGACAAGCAGGCGCUCUGUGUCCUGGACAGCAACACACGUGUGACGACACCAGCUUGAGAGCCUGCGUAUCAGUGAAUGCACCUGGGAAAAAAAGUGACCACACCUGACAACGCAGACCUGAUUAUUUCAGAGAAACCCUUGGGCUGCCGCCAUGGAUCUGGAGGAAGAGCUUGCUCACAUGAGUGAGGAAGUGGUUAGCGAAGCCAAUGGCUCCAUAGAAAGUAGGAGAAGAGAGGUAGAAGGGAACUGCCUGAGAAUCGAGGGACAAGAUGGCUACGUGUUCAAAUCUUAUAGCAUUAACCCUCACGAUGGUGUAAAUCCAAAGUCACCUGGCUGCUCCUCAUCACUGGAUAAAGACUCUCUUUCUUGUUUUAAUUUAUCGUCUCAGGGUGUAAGACAGUUGGAGUUAGACCUCGCAUGUAACACUGGUCCAGCUUCUCCCAACACUGAUAUUGGAGUAAAUGUAGAGAGGCAGCAGUACGAAAAUGGCAACAUAUCGCGCGAACACGCCACAGAGGAUAUUGAGGAUGCAAAUGACAUGGAAGAGGAUACGCAGGACGAUGAAAGGCUAGCAGCAUUUAGUAGCUCUUUUGCCCCUUUUUUCCCCAGAGAUGGGGAAGACUAUAGUAAUUUAUUUAGUGGAUACUCAAGCAGCCUUUAUGAUGUUGCCAUGGACGCUGUCAGUCAGAGUCUCUUGUCUUCUAUAAGGAGUCAUACUAACCCGAGGAAGAAAUCUCCCGCGUGGGAUCACUUCUGCAUAUCACCGCGAGACAACACCAAAGCAAUCUGUUUAUACUGCAUGAAAGAGUUCAGUCGGGGUAAGAAUGAAAAAGACCUCAGUACAAGUUGUUUAAUGAGGCACGUACGAAGGGCUCACCCCACUGUGCUUCCACCAGAAAGCUUAGACGGAUCCUUCAAUCUGCCCGGCGCUUUUCCCUCAUUGUUGCUACCUAUGACCCCGAACUCACCAAAAAACGGAGACUUAACAAAUAGCGUUCUUGCUUCUGCCUCAAACUCCUCACCGUCCACCUCCUCAGCUGAAACUUCAGACCUGCCACCCAAAGAAGUGAUAUCCAAAGUCGAACCAAAACUAGAACCACCCACCGACGCCAUGGGCACACUUUCAUCUUCACAUUCCAGCGACAACAACGUGGAGGACAUGUCAGAUGGAGGGCCCGAGCGCCUCCCAGGGACCCCAAAAGGCUCUAGUUCCCGCCGCAGGUCAGCUGUAUGGAAACAUUUCUACCUGUCACCCAUUGACAGCUCCAAAGCAGUAUGCAUCCAUUGCAUGAAUGAAUUCAGCAGGGGUAAAAAUGGAAAGGAUCUAGGGACAAGCUGUCUCAUUCGUCACAUGUGGAGGGCCCACAGAGAGGUUGUAAUUGAGGAAAAUGGACAAGGCGGUCACAUUCCCCCACCGUACACAAACUCGCCCUCACUGUUAUCCCGCACUCUCUUACAUGAUUCAUUCGAAAUUAAAAAAGAGUUACUCAUGCUUUCAUCCUCACCAGAAACCACAUCAGAUGAACUACCCCAUAGCAUGGAGAUGAACCUGGGUAUAAAGCAAGAAUGUGUAGAGGUGAUGAAUCUCUCAGGGCAGGAGUCCUCCCUUAACCUCUCCUUCAAAGCUCAUGAGGGGGAUACAUCCCUGGCCUCCUCACUGUGCAACCUCUUCGAAGGCCCGAGCCCCAACAUGGAUCAUACCGUUUUCCAACAAAACAAGAAGAUAAUGAAACGGGUGAAAUCUGAAGUGUGGCACCAUUUCAUCGUGUCACCAGUUGACCAGUUAAAAGCACUGUGCCGUUACUGUCCGUGUGUCAUUAGCAGGGGGAAACGGGGCGACUUUGGCACGAGCUGCCUGAUGAGACAUCUUAUGAGACGCCACCCAGACGUUCUCAAAAACCAAAAAAGCACAGACGACAAGGACUUGCCACCUCACCCCUUCAUCAAUCUCCCCUCAGCGGAUGCGGUUCCAGCCAAAGAAACAGAGGGCCCCGCCACAGAUAAAAAACCCCGCACCCUUCCAGUUUUCAGUAAAAGGACAUCAAAACUGUGGAACCAUUUCUCCAUUUCUCCCGUUGACCCCACGAAGGUGGUCUGUUUGCACUGUAACCGCACAAUAAGCAGAGGCAAAAAGACUACAAACCUCGGCACCAGCUGCCUCCUGAGGCACAUGCAGAGGUUUCACGGACACGUUCUUGAAAGCAACAAUAUUAUCUCAGGUGAUGUGCCGUCUGCUGAAUUUCACGUUAAGCAAGAAGUCGUGGAGACCUCCAUUUAUGAACCGGAGCAGAACUGUGUGAGGUUCGAUGAUCACCACCCGGUUGCCAAAAAUAUAACCAAACUUGUCGCAGAAAUGCUUGCACUGGAUCUUCAGCCAUCGGUUCUGGUGGAGAACGCUGGACUGAACAGACUGCUCGAGUACCUCCAGCCUCAAUAUUCUCUACCCCCGUCUUCUUACUUUACCAGCACUGCCAUACCAGAAAUGUACGAAAGGGUGAAGGAUGUCGUGGUGGCCCACUUGAAAGAGGCUGAGGAUGGCGUCGUCCACUUCACCGCAAGUAUCUGGGUCAGCAGCCAGACAAGGGAAUACCUGACCCUUACUGCCCACUGGGGGUCGUACGAGUCGAGUGUCAGACCCCAAGGUCAAGACUUUCACUGUUCCGCUCUCCUAAGUGUCUCACAAAUAGACUGUGAUCAAGAUAUGCAUGACAUCCCCAAACAGCUUGAAUAUCUGUGGGAUACUUGGAUCACCUCUUCCGGGCUGAAAAGGGGGUUCACCGUAACCGACAGCAACACCAUCAGACACGCCCUGGAGGCACACGGUCAUGCCAUCAUGCAGUGUUUCGGACACACUAUAGACCUCAUUGUAAAUGAAGCCAUAAAAAGCCAGAGAAUGGUUCAGAACCUCCUGAGCAUCGCGCGGAAGAUCUGUGAGCGCGUGCACCGCUCGGCGAAGGCUAAAGAGCAGCUGGCAGAGUUCCAGAAGGUCCACCAGCUGCCGGAGAACCAGCUGAUCCAGGACGUCCCCUCCAAAUGGAUGACCUCCUUUUCCAUGCUGGAGCGGCUGGUGGAGCAGAAGAACGCCAUCGAUGACAUGUCCAUCGAGUGCAGUUUCAGGGAAAUAAUCAGCUGCGACCAGUGGGAGGUGAUGCUGUCCGUCUGCAAUGCACUGAAACCGUUCGAAGUAGCCUGCAGAGAGAUGAGCAACCGCACCGCCACGCUGGGACAAGUCAUACCACUCAUUCACAUCCUCAACAGAAAAAUAGACAUGCUCUUCGACGAGACUGUGGGUAUAGACAAUAUGCUGAAGUCUUUGAAGGAGGCCAUGGUGAGCAGGAUGUCUGCCACUCUGCGCGACCCUCGAUACACCUGGGCCACCAUGCUGGACCCGAGAUACAAAACCUCAUUGUUCUCAGAGGAGGAGGCUGAGCAGUGCAAACAAGAUUUGAUCCGGGAGCUGGACUUUUCUUCUACCUCAGAUGCAAUAAAUCCUCCGCUGCCCAACGGCUGCAGCGAGGCGGCAGUUUCAUACAGCAACACCCACCCGAACAAGGACAACCUCUGGUCCUUGAUGAGCAACGUCAGGCAAGAUGUAAAACAAGAGGAGAGGCCAAAGUCCUCGGAGCUGGCAGUGCUCGAGUACCUCGAGGAAGACAUUCUGGAUCAAAGCUGUGACCCCCUCGACUAUUGGAACCUGAAAAAGUUCCUGUGGCCCGAACUCGCCAAAGUGGCCGCCCGUUACGCGGGCUGCCCCCCCAGCAUCGUCCCGGCAGAGACACUGUUCAGCACGUCCAGCGUCAACUGUGCCCUGAACCAGUCCCGGACCACGCUGGACAACGUGGAGAGUCUGCUGUUCCUUAAAGUCAACCUCCCUUUGAUUUAUUUUCAAUACUGAUCAUAAUUAAGCAUUAACUUGAAAAGCCUUCCAUAAAAGGACCAAGUUGCAUAGCUGUGAAACGGGAGGUUUUUUUCUGUUUGAGCAAGAUGUAAAAUAUCAAUUUAUACACUGAUUCUCAACGCGGAGGCCAGAUUGAGGUUUUAUUGUAUCGUGUACUACUGUUAAACACUCUGGAGCUGUUGUGAUGAAAAGUCUCAGAAGUGUAUCAGGGAGGGAGGGUUUGUUUUUAGUUUUUAGCUGUAGGGCUCGGUGAUGAUGCGUGUGUGUGUGCGUGCGUGCGUGUGUGGUCGUAAACUGGUGUUCCUUUUUUUUUUUUUAAUUGUUUUCUGUCUACUCUCUCCUUGUGCCUUAUCCAAUGCUACUUCAGGUCAAAAUGCUGUAAAUAUUAUGGAAAUUACAAAGAUCACAUCAGGAUGCUUUUUGAUGAUUUUUUUUCUUUUCUUUUUUUUUAAAACAGAUUAAAUAUAAAUGCAGGGUUGUUUCCUGAAUGAAAACAAGACCCAAAAAUAAAUGCUGUGACUGAAAGAUGUUUAAGUUAAUGUUAUUUAAUUUCACUUGUGAAUCUGUGGCUCACGGUACUGUCACUUAGAAAUAGACCUUUUUUUAUUUUUACUUGCUGAAAUGUUUUUAAUGAAUUCGUGUACAAUAUUGCUGUAUUUUCAGAUUAAGGGGGUGGUUUGGAUUCUACAAUUUUUCUCUUAAGCACAAUUUUAGUUUAUGUCCAGGGGGUUAAAUUAAUGGGUUUAUUAUCAAUUAAAAAUGAUGUACUGUACAUUUUUAUAUUAAAUUACUUCUGAACCUAAUUUGAUAAAUGUUUUAGCAUUGAGACUGGAAAAAUGCAAAUUUUGUGGUCAUUUGUAAAUAAAGGUUUCCCUUAUACAAAAAAAGUUUUUUCUU